AUGGACUCAGAUACAUCGGAUGAAAUCAAUAAAAGAGGCAGAGAAGGAGACGAUGGAACAUUCAACGAAAGUAAAAAAACGGCUAGAACUGCAAUUGAUAGCCAUAACCAAGGAAAUAAGCUAGAUCAAAUAAUUAGAAUGAUGCAAGAUCUAACUGAAGAAACAAAAAAUCUAGCAGCAGAAGUCAAAGAUAUAAAAGAAGACCAAAGGGAGUACUGGAAAGAAUUAAGAGAACUCAGAGACGAAAUAGAAAAGGUCAAACAGGCAAAUCAAAAGUCGCAAAUCGAGAAGGAUGAAAUGAAGAAAGAACUGAAUGACACGAAGCUACGUCUAGAAAAAUUAGAAAAAGAAAGGAAAGCCAACAACGUCGUAAUACAAGGUUUGCAAAUUGAUACAAACGACAGGGACAUACUCAGGCAGACCAUAGGUAAUUUCAUGGAAGCAGAAAUGAAUAUUAAGGUUAAAAUUGAUGAAGUAAUAAAAUUAGGAGAAAAAACAUGUUUAGUUAAGCUACCAAACCAUCAUGAGAAAGAAACGGUUAUGAAAAACAAAGCGAAACUACAACAUGCAAAAGACAGGAGAGUGUUCAUCAACAACGAUAUGACCAAAGAAGAUUUGCAAGUACAGAAAAAAAUAAGACAAGUUGGCCAUGAAGAAGCAAAUAAGGGUAAAAAUGUAAAAGGAAUCAACGAAUCAUUAGACGACAUAAAACAUAAAUUGACGCAGCUACUCAACAACCUGAAACUGAAACUAGACGAGUAA
Diabrotica virgifera virgifera (western corn rootworm) is the source of this 762-nucleotide messenger RNA. RefSeq names its product centrosomal protein of 290 kDa-like. Bases 1 to 762 code for a protein of 253 amino acids. The record is from RefSeq and is a predicted model, not a curated record. The transcript is spliced from 2 exons. NCBI's taxonomy places the organism in Eukaryota, Metazoa, Arthropoda, Insecta, Coleoptera, Chrysomelidae.